Messenger RNA from Plenodomus lingam JN3, 1266 nucleotides. The record is from RefSeq and is a predicted model, not a curated record. NCBI's taxonomy places the organism in Eukaryota, Fungi, Ascomycota, Dothideomycetes, Pleosporales, Leptosphaeriaceae.
AUGGAGAUUAACACACUCACCCCAGAAGAUGUCAAACAAGUGGCUACGAGCACAGCUCGCUCUGUACCCGCAGAUAAGAUCGAUUCUACAUUCAAGUCGCAAUACACAGACUUGAUCUCCGCAGCUCUUGGUUCAAAGGUGCUCUCUUUCAGCGAUGAAUACUUCGCCGCAGCCGAGAACCUCAUAACACCCACUCCUCCUAUUCGCAAACCUGGCUACUUCGUACACACUGGUGCAUGGUACGACGGCUGGGAGUCGCGAAGACACAAUACCGAGCCCGCUGACUGGGUUGUCAUACGACUGGGUACCGCGAGUGGAAAGGUAGCAGGCAUAGAGAUUGACACUGCACACUUCAAUGGAAACCACGCACCCGAAAUUGCGGUCGAAGGUGCUUUCAUUACAGAUGAGAAGGAGGAGGAGGAAGUCAAGAAACCAGGCUACAAAGGCUGGGAGACCAUCCUUGCGAAACAAGAAUGUGGACCUAGCCAAAGACACGGCUGGCUGUUGGACAAAAUCACGGACAAGGCAUACACACAUGUCAGACUGCUCAUGUAUCCUGAUGGUGGCAUCGCGCGUUUUCGUCUCUAUGGAGUUGCCGUGCCCGUCUUCCCGCAAGAUACAUCUGCUGUCUUUGAGCUCUCUGCCACAGUCAUGGGUGGUGUAGCCACGUCAUGUUCCGACCAACAUUUCGGUACAAAGGACAACCUUCUCCUCCCCGGACGUGGCAAAGAUAUGGGUGACGGCUGGGAAACAAAGCGCACGCGUGGUGAGCACGUCGACUGGGCGAUAGUGCGCCUAGGCACAAAGGGGGAAAUCGACCGUAUUGUAAUCGACACGGCGCACUUUAGGGGCAACUUCCCGCAGAAGGUACAGGUUUUUGCAGGCAAUUUCGAGAAGGAUCCUACGCAUGAUGAUGCUGCGUGGGUGGAGGUAUUGGAGCCUCAAAAGACGGGCCCAGACACUGAGCACAAGUAUACCGUGGAACUAAAGGAAGUCAAGGGUAGGAGCUACACGCAUGCCAAGUUAGUCAUCAUCCCCGAUGGGGGUGUGAAGCGCUUCAGGGUAUUUGGACGGAGAGUCAAACCACUCAUGGAAACUUCCUUGAAACUUCAGACGAGCGCACACAGCAGACACCCUUCAAGGUCCAUUUACCGCAUAACCACGAUUAGUCUGCACCUCAGGGUCCUGCAGUUAAUGUUUGCAAAGUCACAGAGCCCAAACGGUGUUAGCACUAGCUCUUCAAGCUUUGUCGCAACGAUAAAUUGA